AUGAGUCUUAACCCUCUCCACGGAACUCCCUUCACGAUCCCAGAUGAUGAUCCGCAAGGAUGCACUCUCAUCGGGGGAGUUUAUCGCAAUUUCCUUUUCCUCCAUCGUGGACGCCUUCCCCAGCAUGCCUUCGACUACGCGUCGAGGUGGCAUAAAGCCAUUCGCCAAAAGCAAUCCCCCCCGCCUAUCCUGUUCGACCUUGCUGGCUAUGUCAACCAAGGUAUUCCCAUGGUCGUACUGAAGAAUUUGUGUAUCUCUAGCCAAAAAUCGAAAAUGUCAGGCCCGGACGACGUGGUUCUAAUUGGCACCCGAAGGAUCAACCUUCGCAUUAUGUGGCCUGGAUACAGCAAUACCAAUGCGUGGGUUCGUGUCGUAAACGUUCCUUCCUCUGGAUUUACCCGAGCUCAGCUCGGACAGCGAGUCGCUGAAGCGCUCUCCAGCUUUGUUGACACCAUGAGGACCCAGCCAUGCACAUCUUCGAAAUAUACGAUCGCAGGUAUUCGGUUCGACCAAGUUGUUCUUGUUGGUUUGUACCACCUCUUCGACGACAAUUGGCAGCUGGAUAUCGCAAUCGACAGGCUCUAA
Coprinopsis cinerea okayama7#130 is the source of this 585-nucleotide messenger RNA. RefSeq lists its product as hypothetical. The transcript has 3 exons. NCBI's taxonomy places the organism in Eukaryota, Fungi, Basidiomycota, Agaricomycetes, Agaricales, Psathyrellaceae. Bases 1 to 585 code for a protein of 194 amino acids. The record is from RefSeq and is a predicted model, not a curated record.